AUGGCAUCCAGAGCUCUUCUGCAGCGCUCAUGGCUGGUAACUCGCAGCAGUCCGAGGGCUAUGGCUGCCUUCCUCUCGUGCCCCGUACGGCGAUGGGGCAGCUCGAUCUCACAAAGGCCAGGCUCGGAUCGAGUCCUGUUUCCUGGGGCUGUCAAUAGUAAAUUCACUACCGAAAUGUCCUUCCUGAAAGCCUCCGACCUGCCUGCAAUCCCCACAUAUCGAGUAAUCGACUCGAACGGCGAGUUGGUUGAUAAAUCUCGAGGACCCCCUGAUGUGUCGGAUGAGGAGGUUCUGACAUGGUACAAGAAUAUGUUGACUGUGAGCAUCAUGGACGUGGUCAUGUUUGAGGCACAACGUCAGGGGCGCUUAAGCUUCUAUAUGGUCUCAGCUGGUGAGGAAGGUAUUGCAGUGGGCUCCGCUGCCGCUCUCACGCCGGACGACGUUGUGUUUGCGCAAUACCGUGAAGCCGGCGUCUUCCAACAGCGUGGCUUUACUCUCAAAGACUUCAUGGGCCAGCUGUUCGCCAACUGCAAUGACACUGGCAAAGGGCGCAACAUGCCCGUUCACUACGGGCAAAAUUAUCCUCGCACGCACACAAUUUCAUCUCCCUUGGCCACUCAGAUCCCCCAAGCCUCCGGUGCCGCUUACGCCUUGAAGAUGCAAGAUCUGCAAGAUCCCAACCGAGAGCGCCGGAUAGUGGCUUGCUACUUUGGCGAGGGUGCGGCAAGUGAGGGUGACUUCCAUGCGGCACUCAAUAUCGCCGCCACCCGAUCAUGUCCCAUUGUGUUUAUGUGCCGGAACAAUGGAUUUGCCAUCUCCACGCCAACACUAGAACAAUACCGUGGGGAUGGAAUUGCUAGCCGGGGUGUGGGCUAUGGCAUCGACACAAUCCGAGUGGAUGGCAACGAUGUGUUCGCCGUAAAUGAGACCAUGAAGGAAGCCCGGCGGCGAGCCUUGAGCGACGGUGGACGUCCCGUCCUGGUUGAGGCGAUGAGCUACCGCGUUUCGCACCACAGUACUAGUGAUGAUAGCUUUGCAUACCGCGCCCGAGUUGAGGUAGAAGACUGGAAACGCCGCGACAAUCCCAUUAUUCGACUACGCAAAUGGCUUGAGAAUAAGGGACUGUGGAAUGAGGAUUUGGAGAAGGAAACCCGAGAUUCCAUGCGCAAAGCCGUUCUGAAGGAGUUCGGUGAGGCGGAACGUGAGAAAAAGCCGCCCCUUCGGGAGGCUUUUACGGACGUUUAUGAGGACAUCACCGAGGAGGCGCAGACGCAGAUGAAGGAGCUCAAACGGAUAUUAGAAACGUAUCCGGAUGAGUAUGAUCUGCGACCAUACAAGGAUGGCGCUAAGGGUUUGGACUAG
Penicillium canariense is the source of this 1362-nucleotide messenger RNA. RefSeq names its product thiamine pyrophosphate-dependent dehydrogenase E1 component subunit alpha. Gene Ontology annotation, biological process: branched-chain amino acid catabolic process. Bases 1 to 1362 code for a protein of 453 amino acids. The record is from RefSeq and is a predicted model, not a curated record. The transcript has 5 exons. NCBI's taxonomy places the organism in Eukaryota, Fungi, Ascomycota, Eurotiomycetes, Eurotiales, Aspergillaceae. Gene Ontology annotation, molecular function: oxidoreductase activity, acting on the aldehyde or oxo group of donors, disulfide as acceptor.